UUUACUGCUCUGCGCACUUGGGUGAUAUCAAGCAAGACACUGCAACCCGCUGGCCAUGGUAACCUCCCUCUGGACCCUGCCGAGUGCAGCGCGAGGGCUCGUCGUCGCCCUCCUAGCCUUACGCGCAUGGUCAAGCACGGGGGCUUUCGUGAAGCCUCAUCUGUUCAGAAACGGCGGAGUUCUGCUGUUGACAUCUACGAUGCGCGGGAGCUUCUCAACCCCAAGGCAACAGCGACGUCGCCAGCACCAGCACCACCAACAGCGGACGUCUUUUGCCCAUCCAAUCCCGGCCAGGACGAGCAGCGGCACUCGUAGCGGGACGGGUAGGGUCAUUCUCCUUGCCACCUCUACAGGCGGAGGCGAUGACGUUGUCGUCGUCAGCACGGAUACCACGAAGGCGCAGAUCCCUCCCAUGGCCACACCCGAGACUAAGGAGAAGAAGCCGCCCAACCUCAGCGCCUACUGGGAAAUCCUGAGGCCGAAUAACAUCCCGGCCUCCUUCGGCCUCGUGGCAGCGGGGGCGUUGGUUGCCUCGCACACCGCCGUCGCGCUGUUGGAACCGAAGGUCCUGCUCACGGCGUUUGCGGCCGCGGCAGUGUCUGUCGGGUCCUGCGUCCUCAACGACUGGUUCGACAUCGAGUUGGACCGCGUGAACGAGCCGGAGAGGCCGCUGGUGACGGGCGAGGUUGUUCCCGUUCACGCUCUUGGGAUCGGGGUGGCUUUUCUUCUGGCGGCCGUGGCAAGCGCCUCUUUCGUCAACCCGGCCGCGCUGCAGGCCACCAUCGUAGCCUCCGUGGCACUAACCCUAGCGUACACCCCGCUGCUGAAGCCGAUCCCGCUCGUCAAGAACUUCGUGGUGGCGAUGGUCAUCGCCGCUGCUAUCGGCGCCGGGGGGCUGGCCGCGGGCGCCGGGGUCGCGUCGACUCUCACCCCAUCUGUGCUCACGUUUUUCGUCAUCGGUCAUCGCGAGGUCCUGAUGGACAUCGCCGACGUGGAGGGCGACCGGGAGGCCGGGGUACGCACCCUGCCGGUGCUGAUGGGCCGCCAGGCUGCCCUGGUCUUCGCCACGGCGCUGCUGUCGGUGGGGGUUGGCGCCGCCGGCGUCGGCAUUCUCGAGGGAACGGCGGACCCGGAAAGGCCGGCGGCGGCGGCCCUGUCCGCACUGUUCGUGCUGCCGCUCUACGUCAACCUGUUCCUCGUGGGUCGCUCCUCAUACUCUAAGGAGAGGCUUUCGUCGGCCAUCGAACAGACGCUCGGACCGCUCGCGCUCGUUCUGGGGCUCAUGGGGGUCGUGCUGAGGUAGCUACCGCUAAGCGUUUUUUUUUU
This is a messenger RNA of Ectocarpus sp. CCAP 1310/34, 1326 nucleotides long. NCBI's taxonomy places the organism in Eukaryota, Phaeophyceae, Ectocarpales, Ectocarpaceae. The record is from the annotation of a GenBank genome assembly.